GGGCGCCGACGUCACUUCCGCCCGGCCGGACCCCAAGAUGGCUGCGCUCCUGCUGAGGCACGUUGGCCACCACUGCCUGCGAGCCCACGUGGGGCCCCGGCUCUGCGUCCAAAAUGCGGCGGCCCUGGGCACCACGGCCAAGGAGGAGAUGGAGCGUUUCUGGCGGAAGAACACGGGCUCCAACCGGCCGCUGUCCCCCCACAUCACCAUCUACAGCUGGUCCUUGCCCAUGAUGAUGUCCAUCUGUCACCGCGGCACCGGCGUGGCCCUGAGCGCAGGCGUCUCGCUGUUCGGCCUCUCGGCCCUGGUGGUCCCCGGGAGCUUCGAGUCCCACCUGGAGCUGGUCAGAUCCCUGUACCUGGGCCCGGCCCUGAUCCACAGCGCCAAGUUCGCCCUGGCCUUCCCGCUCAUGUACCACACCUGGAACGGCGUCAGGCACCUGAUGUGGGACCUGGGGAAGGGUCUGAAGAUCCCGCAGCUCUACCAGUCCGGAGUGGCCGUGCUGGUCCUCACCGUGCUCACCUCCGCGGGGCUGGCGGCCCUGUGAGGGGCUGUGUCCCCCGGGACCCCGCAGGCCCCCUCCCCGCCCCACAGCCCCCGCUUGUCUCUCGCCUUCGUCCCGGCCGCCGGUUCCGUCCUUCCCCGGACAGCGGGUGACGGCAACGCUGGAGCAGGCGUGGGGCCUGGGGUUUGAGCCUGGGUCCGCCGCCCCCAUCGCGUGCACACAAGAGCCGCAGGGGGACCCCAACGGGACUGGGCGCCGGGGGCCGGGCAGGUUGCUUGUUGGGCAGAGGAAGACGCAGAACACUAUCUAUCACCGACUAUUCCAGAUUCUUCUUCCGCUUGAAAAAAAUGAGCCUCCUUGCUAAUCCACGUCACAUGACGCCUUCUCGAUAGCCGAAUUAAAAUACUAAUUUGUCUUGGA
This is a messenger RNA of Sorex fumeus (smoky shrew), 925 nucleotides long. It is a transcript of the gene SDHC, whose product is annotated as succinate dehydrogenase complex subunit C. The transcript is spliced from 6 exons. The record is from RefSeq and is a predicted model, not a curated record. Gene Ontology annotation, molecular function: electron transfer activity; succinate dehydrogenase activity. The coding region runs from base 38 to 547 and encodes 169 amino acids. NCBI's taxonomy places the organism in Eukaryota, Metazoa, Chordata, Mammalia, Eulipotyphla, Soricidae. Gene Ontology annotation, biological process: mitochondrial electron transport, succinate to ubiquinone; tricarboxylic acid cycle. Gene Ontology annotation, cellular component: membrane.